This is a messenger RNA of Dovyalis caffra, 1878 nucleotides long. The record is from the annotation of a GenBank genome assembly. Lineage: Eukaryota; Viridiplantae; Streptophyta; Magnoliopsida; Malpighiales; Salicaceae.
AUGAAGCAAUCAAAGGAUCCAUUCGAGGCAGCGUAUGUGGAGCAAGAAGAAUCGCCACCGGAAUCCCCAAUUGCCCAAGAUGAUUAUGACACCCAAGCUUCUAACGCUGCUGCUGGUGCUGCUGAUGAUUCUCAGGGUGCUUUUGUUGCUCAAGAUGGUGAAGACCUUGGCAGUGGCGGCGGGCAUUUUGUCCAUCCCUCUGACCAUCCAUCUACUUCGAGGCCCGUGUUGGGCUCUGCAAGAACUAAGGCAAAGAAUAAAGACGAUGAUGACGAGGAAGAGGAAGAUAACAUGGAUGUUGAGCUUUCAAAGUUGGCUUCGACUGCUGACCCUGAUAAAAUGGCCAAGAUGCAGGCUAUUUUAGCUCAGUUUACUGAAGAACAAAUGAGUAGGUAUGAAUCAUUUCGCAGAUCUGCACUGCAGAAGACUAACAUGAAAAGGUUGUUAGUGAGCAUCACUGGAACCCAGAAAAUUUCUUUACCAAUGACUAUCGUGGUUUGCGGUAUAGCAAAAAUGUUUGUUGGGGAACUUGUUGAAACAGCUAGAAUUGUGAUGAUGGAGAGGAAGGAAUCUGGGCCAAUCAGGCCUUGCCACAUAAGAGAAGCAUAUAGAAGGCUAAAGCUUGAAGGCAAAAUACUGAAGAGAUCAGUACCGAGGCUCUUUCGAUGGAUUGGUUGUUGGAUCCGGGUUCAACUGUUCCUGAUGUUGUUUGUUGGUGAUGGUCAUGAUGAGAAGAAGGAGACAUGGACAUGGGACUGUUCUAAUGUGUACAGGUAUCAGAGAGUAAGCCCAGAUUGUGUUCCUCUAAGCAAUGGCAAAAAACCCAAUGGAGGUGAGAAUGGAAGGUCAAUCCCAAAUGGAUUCAAUUCCUCAAGUACUAAUUUUGAAACUAAAGGUUUCAGAUUUAGAUCCCCAUCGAGAAACCAAGACCACCACAAUAACAGUACAACCAGUUCUCCACAUUCAGAGAACAACCACAAUCAGACACAAAGACAUAACACUAGUCCAAGUCCUAGCCCAAGCCCAAGCCGAGGUGGCAGCGGUGAUGUGUUGUUACAAUGGGGACAAAAGAAGAGAGCUAGAGUGUCAAGGUCUGAGAUCAGGGCCUUGGCUGAUGAAUCAUCAUCUUCUGGUCAAGCUAGACAACCCAUCAACAAGAUUCCUAGGAGAAUUGAUAACAAGAGCUCUCAAUCCACCAUGCCACCACCGCCUCCACCGCCACCAUUCCAACAGUCUCUCAGUACUAAUACCAGAGGUGGAAACUUAAAGAAAGAAAAUUCCGGGUUUCUUUCUCACAGGAAUUUAGAAAAGCGAUCGGGUGCUGGAAAUGGGUCCCCAUCGAGAAAUAGCGGUGGCAGUAGCAGGGCUGUUUCUAGAUCUACUGCCGGAAAGAGAUCUCCUCCAACGCCAGAAAAUAUCGAUAGAAAGAUGCCUAGCUCUAGGUCAGCAGUAAAAGAUGAGAAGCCAAAUGGAUCCAUAGUACAAGCCGAUCAUCAAAUGAAUCAAGUUGAUUCUACUCGGGUUCAAUCAGAAAAAGAAGCUGGGGUUCCAACGAGCAAUCCUGCCUCAGUACCGGUAGUAGCUAGUGGAGGAGAAAAGGUGUAUAACAAUGAAGUCAUUGAGUGGCCAAGAAUUUAUAUCGCUUUGUCAAGAAAGGAAAAAGAAGAUGAUUUCUUUGCAAUGAAAGGCACUAAACUGCCUCAGAGACCCAAAAAAAGGGCCAAGAACAUUGACAGAGCACUUCAGUAUUGUUUUCCAGGGAUGUGGCUCUCUGACUUAACAAAGAGUAGGUACGAGGUUAGAGAGAAGAAGUGUGUGAAGAAGCAAAAACGAAGAGGGCUGAAGGGAAUGGAGAGCAUGGACAGUGAUUCCGAGUAG